CGUAGUUCCGCCAUAAAACUGUUGUUGUUGCUCUAGACUGGGGAUGAGGCGAGUAAUCGCGCGAGAGUUUUAAGGUCUUCGGACUUCUUAAAUCUAACAUGGCGGUGAAAGCGAGGACGUUUUUUUGGUUAUUUUCCGUGGAAACGAGAAGAAAAGUAGGAGGCUAGCAGAACGGCGCUGCGGUGUCACAUGAUUUGGAGACCGCGAGCUGCCCCAGUCCAACAUGGUGGCCGGCUGGACGGGCGCGCGCGUCUGCUGGAUCACAUCGCUCCUGUGCGCGCUCAGCGCGAGCGCCUGCAGGCGGCAGACCCUGCCGCACGUGUUCGGGUUGCGACUAGAGGAGGCUAACGAUCGAGUGUACAUGCGCGGAAGCGUCAUUACAGCUGCGUACGGAUCUAGUUUCAAACUCAGAUUAUUUGGUGACUGCCCACCUAACGGGACUUGGCCGAGGCUCGCGUUUGCCGGAGACGCUAAAGAUGUGCAACAGGCAGGUGCUGCGCGGCUCGCAGACGAUCCCUGCAGGCACGAGAGUCUAAGAAAUUCCUCCGCUUUCCAAGUCCACGGGGAGUUUGAAGCGGACGAAGAAAUCAGCGGCCUGAUAGAAGUUCACACCGUGCAAAGAAAGCUCUCUGCAGCCGAACAAGAGGAUGGCGAACGGCCGGCUUUCCACCACUUGUGCAUAUUUAAAGAGCAGCACUGGGAAUCAGUUGGGUCAGACAGAUUCCGUGUAAAGUAUCUCGAUUUACCACCCGAUGCUGUUCCCACCUGGGGUCUCGCCAUCAUCAUUAUUGUACUCGUGUUUAUUUGUGGGGUGAUACGAAGUUUAAACCUAAGUUUGCUUUGGCUUGAUCCCGUGGAGCUGUAUGUGCUCCACAGCUGUGGCUCUGAAGACGAGAGACGGGUCGCCAAGCGCCUCGAGCCCAUUCGGAGGAGAGGCAACUUUCUGGUGUGCGCGUUACUGGUGAUAUGCGCUCUCUGUCACGCUGCACUCGGUGUGUUUGUUUACCGCGCGUUUGGGUCCGUCUUACCCGCUGUACUCACGUGUGGUGCUCUCAUAUUCUUGCUUGGCGAGUUGUUACCCCACAUACUAAGUUCAGGCUAUGGAUUCCAGAUCGCUCCGGGCAUGAUAUGGCUAGCCCAAACGUGUUUGAUUGCAACUUGUCCGCUGUCUUGCCCCCUCGGUCUGCUUCUCGACUUGGCCCUUCACCGCGACGUAAGCACGUGUGGUGUGCGCGAGAAAAUAAUGGAGAUGAUCCGGUCUAACGUUAAUGAUCCUUAUAACGAGUUCGUUAAAGAGGAAUUCCGUCGAGGUACUUUGAGGACCAAAACAGUUGAAGACAUCUUGACCCCUUUGAAAGACUGCUUUAUGCUGCCAUCUACAGCAGUGCUGGACUUCAGCACCAUGUCUGAGAUUAUGCAGAGCGGCUACACCCGGGUUCCUGUGUAUGAAGAAGAAAAGUCAAAUAUUGUAGAAAUCCUUUAUGUAAAGGAUUUGGCCUUGGUAGACCCUGCAGACUGCACACCCAUGACAACAAUCACAAAAUUCUAUAAUCACCCUCUGCAUUUUGUCUUUAAUGACACCAAGUUGGAUGCUAUGCUUGAGGAAUUCAAGAAAGGAAACUCUCACCUGGCCAUAGUGCAGAGAGUGAAUAAUGAGGGCGAGGGAGACCCUUUCUAUGAGGUGCUGGGACUGGUCACACUGGAGGACGUCAUCGAGGAGAUCAUAAAGUCAGAGAUCCUGGACGAGUCUGAUGGCUACGUGAACAUGAAAGUGAAGCGUCCUCUGGCCCCGUUGGCGAUUCCUCUGGAGCCGCGUGUGACGCGGGAGGAGUUCUCCCUCUUCAAGGUGCCUGAAGGCGAGCCUAAGAUCCGGACGUCUCCUCAGCUGCUGCUUGCCACGCAUCGUUUUCUCUCCAGAGAGGUGGAGCAUUUCAGUCCCCAGCGUGUCUCAGAAAAAGUGCUAUUUCACCUCUUGCGGCACCCGAACGUCAACCAAGAAGUGAAAUUUGACCCAAGCAACCGGCUGAGUCCUGACCACUACCUGUAUACACGGAACCACCCCGUGGACUAUUUUAUUCUGCUACUGCAGGGGCGUGUGGAGGUAGAGAUUGGAAAAGAGGGCUUAAAGUUUGAGAAUGGUGCAUUUACUUACUACGGCGUCUCGGCUCUGACUGCACCUUCCUCUGUGCAUCAGUCUCCAGUCUCCACGCAGUGCCGCUCUCCCAGAGACCCCUUUGAGCUGGGAGAGGCCACCAGCCCAUCCAGCUACUGUCCUGACUACACGGUCCGAGCCCUCGCCGACCUGCAGAUCAUUAGGGUAACCCGCCUGCAGUAUCUCAAUGCCUUGAUGGCAUCUCGGGUAGCACAAAGCCCUGGCCUGCCUGUUAAUAAGGUCCUGCCCAACAGCCAGACCAAACUCCUAAAUGAGAAGAACUCUACCCAAGACUUUCCUCUUCAGUUUUCUUUCUUUGAUGCAUUUGACAACUACUGUUAGUAUACUUUGCAUGAGGUGCAAGCAGGAUCCAGGAAUGCAGGGAAGAGGAAACUCUGACCCUUACAGAAGCUGUCUGACUUUCUGUCUAAGCGAUUUAACUUCAGCUCACAAGAAGGUUUGCCUUUUAACGUCCAGCUUGACUUUCGUCAUUCUUUUUUUUUUCCUCCCCAUGUCUGGAGCGCACAGAUUUUUUUUUACAGAUGUUGUGAAGCUCUGUGGGUUGUUUGUUUGUUUGAGAUGGGGCAUCCCCUACUGUCAGCAUCCUCCACCAGGUCUCGUAGUCUUUCUUCGGCACCCCUACUGGUUUAAAGUAUCCUGCGCAAUUUGUGUGUGUGUGUGUGUGUGUGUGUGUGUGUGUGUGUGUGUGUGUGUGUGUGUGUGUGUGUGUGUGUGUGUGUGUGUGUGUCUGCGCGCACGUGUGCGUUUUCAAAUAUAUUUGUGCGCCCCUUGAGUGAUGCAUGCGGCAUGGUCAUACAACUCUGAGCCCUCUGGAUAUGCAUCUUUAUGUGCCUAAAGGACAAGCCAGUGCCGACGAGAGCAGCAGGAACUGCUCUGGGAUUUGGGAACACCUGUCAGUCCGGAAUAUGCAGCACACCUAUAACAACCCCCCGCCACCACCUUGCAUUUUACAUGCAAGCCAAAAUGUAUACUAAUAAACAAGUAGAACAGAAGUGAAAGUUUCAUGGAUGCAUUUUUGCAUGUUAAUCAGCUUUAACUGCAGUAGUUAUUCUGAGACCCUCCAGAAAACAAGAGAAUUAAUAUCUUUUCCCUUUAGAUGAGGUGUAGAUAGAAAUGCAGUCUGGGUGCAAAGUACAGUAUUGCUGUAAUAUGAGGUGAAUGUUCAGCUAGUCACUGUGUACAGGAGUGGACAGUUUGAUGUUCCUGACCCUGCAUAUAUUUGCUAAAUUCAGACAACAGGCUGCCUGUGUUUUGAACGUGUUCAUGUACUUUUUCUGGGAUCUGUUUUUAAUUCUAAAUAUAUCUCUCCCUGUCCUUUGAUCAGCGGAUCAUCAUGUAACAUUUACAAGGUGUCUCUCAGAUCAUUAUUGAGACAUAACUUUGAGUGGGUCAGUAUAUGUGUGGGUUUGUGGGAAAGAGAUUAAAAUCUGUUCAUAUAAGUGAGAUGCUGACUGAUUUGAACUCUUGUUGCACUAAUGUUGGGUUUCUUGCACAAAUGUCGAUCACACUAUCCAUCCUCUAUGUGCUCUCACACAUGGUGAACCACAUAGAUGCCUGUGAUUCACUACUACCAGGUACCUUCACUCCUUGCAAGACAUGAGUUACGACAUGGUGUUUUUUCCAAAGCCAAUGACAUUCCCCUAUUCACCUGUCUGGAAGUGCUUGGGUUGCAUGACCUCAGUGUUGCCAUGGUCUUUGUCUUGGAAAAGGUUUGAGGCUGGAAACAGAUGGAUUCACAACUUAAUGAUCUCUCAUUUGUUUUUACUUUUUCUGGGGUCAUUUUGGUAAUGGGUAUGUAAGCGAGACAUCUUGGAGCCGUCUGCUCUGGUUCAGCAGGACUGGUGUCGUCUUUGCUCUGGAUGCAUAAGUUCCAGAUCACUAAGCUGGUGUGUUCAUAAACACUGAAAAAUGCACUUCCAUGGGUCAUUUUAUUUUUGAAUGAAUGUUGUUCAUCUAAUUGUAAUGAACUCGGAGUGUAAUCCCAAGUUAAUGUUUUUUAAGAUGUUAAAAUUCAUUGUACUCUUUGUUGAACUGUUGCUUUGUAUUCUCUUUUAAGAAUGAAUGUAUAUAGUAAAACUUUCUUGCUCUACUGUAUUUAUCUGGAAAAAUGCUGUUCUUUCCUUUUUGGUAGGAUAGAGAUUGCUGUAUAUUAAUUUACUUAAAUGAUAGAAUAUAUCAAUGGAGAAUAAUUGCUGGCAGAUGAUUUUAAUUUUUAUAUAUAUAUUUUUUUUUUCUUCAGGUACAAAACAAUUGUAAACAGCGUUUUUUUGUUUUUGUUUUGUUUUUUGUAGUAGUAAUUCUAAACCUCUCUGUAACAUUGAAUACUGCUUGUUGCAUUGAAUGCUCUGUUUCAACUGUUUCUUAGGAAAUAAAACCAGACCAGUGUGCAAGCUGUACUUUGAA
Electrophorus electricus (electric eel) is the source of this 4576-nucleotide messenger RNA. RefSeq names its product cyclin and CBS domain divalent metal cation transport mediator 3 (gene cnnm3). Gene Ontology annotation, biological process: transport; magnesium ion homeostasis. The record is from RefSeq and is a predicted model, not a curated record. Gene Ontology annotation, molecular function: transmembrane transporter activity. NCBI's taxonomy places the organism in Eukaryota, Metazoa, Chordata, Actinopteri, Gymnotiformes, Gymnotidae. Gene Ontology annotation, cellular component: plasma membrane.